GCGACGGCGGCAGGAGCGCGUCCCGGUGCCGCCUUGGGCUUGCUCGGCUCCCGGGCUGCUCCGGGAGGAGGAGAGCCAGGCGAGGCGAGGCGCAGGGCCCGCGGGCCGGGCGCAUGGCUUAGGACGUCCCCGCCCGCCGCGCCCCCAGCAUGGGGAAACUUCACUCCAAGCCGGCCGCCGUGUGCAAGCGCAGGGAGAGCCCGGAAGGUGACAGCUUCGCGGUGAGCGCUGCCUGGGCUCGGAAAGGCAUCGAAGAGUGGAUCGGGAGGCAGCGCUGCCCCGCCAGCCUCUCAGGACCCCGGCAGCUGCGGUUGGCAGGCACCAUUGGUCGAGGCACCCGGGAGCUCGUGGGCGAGGUUUUCAGAGAAGGGCCAAGUGAGGAGGAGGAAGAGGACUUCCGGCUAGAAGUGGCCCUGCCGCCCGAGAAGACCGACAGCCUGGGCAGUGGAGAUGAGAAGAGGAUGGAGAAAUCCAAUGACUCUUGCGCAGCCUCCAAGAAGCAGCUGAAAUUUGAAGAGCUACAGUGCGAUGUGUCCGUGGAGGAGGACAGCCGGCAGGAAUGGACCUUCACCCUGUAUGACUUUGACAACAAUGGCAAGGUCACCCGCGAGGACAUCACCAGCUUGCUGCACACUAUCUAUGAGGUAGUCGACUCCUCCGUGAACCACUCCCCGACGUCGAGCAAGACACUGCGAGUGAAGCUCACUGUGGCCCCAGAUGGGAGCCAGAGCAAGAGGAGCGCCCUUCUCAACCAGGCUGACUUGCAGAGUGUGAGGCCCAGAGCGGAGACAAAGCCUGCCGAGGAGCUGCGAAGCUGGGAGAAGAAGCAGCGAGCCCCACUCAGGUUGCAAGGCGACAGCCACCUGGAGCAGUCUGGCUGCUACCACCACUGCGUGGAUGAGAACAUCGAGAGGAGAAACCACUACUUAGACCUCGCAGGGAUAGAAAACUACACAUCCCAGUUUGGGCCUGGCUCCCCUUCAGUGGCCCAGAAGUCAGAACUUCCCCCCCGCACCUCCAACCCUACUCGAUCUCGCUCCCACGAGCCGGAAGCCAUCCACAUCCCACACCGGAAGCCCCAAGGUGCGGACCCAGGCUCCUUCCACUUCCUUGACACCCCAUUCGCCAAGGUCUCAGAGCUCCAGCAGCGGCUCCGGGGUACCCAGGAUGGGAGCAAGCACUUUGUGAGGUCCCCCAAGGCCCAGGGAAAGAGCAUGGGUGUGGGCCACAUGGCCAGAGGGGCCAGAAGCAAACCUCCUCUGGCACCUGCUGUCCCUGCUGUGCCCCCCUCUGCCCACCUGGCCGGCAGCCCGGCCCUUCUCCCCAGCCUGGCACCUCUCGGGCACAAGAAGCACAAGCACCGAGCCAAGGAGAGCCAGCCAGGCUGCCGGGGCCUGCAGGCACCACUGGCCACUGGGAGCACCGUCUUGGGACGGGAGCAGGUGAGGGAGCUGCCCGCCAUGGUGGUGUAUGAGAGCCAGGCCGGGCAGGCGGUCCAGAGACACGAGCACCACCACCAUCACGAACAUCACCACCAUUACCACCACUUCUACCAGACCUAGAGCCUCCCCAGGGCCUUCCACCAUAUGAAGGACCCUUCCCUGAUGCCCCAAGGCAUUAUUAUUCUAUUAAUUAUUGUUAUUAUGACGAUUAUUGUUAUUAAUAAUUAUUGUUACUCCACUAAUAUUUAGCUAGCCUUCAUGUAGGAUAUAUAUGGAAACACAGAACUAAACUUUAAUUUAUAUGUUGUGGGGACUGUGUAACUUACCUGAGAACUGACUCUGGGUUGGGACUGCAGCCACAGGCACCCUCGGCCCCAACUCUGCCCUCCAGUCUCUUCCAGGAAAACCUCCUUCCCCUGCCCAGCUUCGAGAUCCUCGAAAUCUCCAAUAAGACAAACAGCUGCUACCUCUUAGUUACUCUGAUUCGGUUUUGCCCUUAACUGAUUGCAUUGUGCUACCAGGGAUUUCGGCGGACUGCAAUGUGAAACCUCCUUGCUAUUGUUCUUGUGUCCCAAACUCGGACCCUUAGCUGUCCUUUCUGGGGUAACCUUUCACGCCUUUCCAGCGGGACCAUGCUCUUGCCUCGAACCAGCCCCAUCUUUUUUGCUGUACACAACAUAAAAAUACACUUUUCCUCUUCCUUCCCCUUCUUCUCCUCUCUUCUUUCAAAGAUGCACACAUCUUUAAGGACUGUCCCCAUAACCAUCCUUCUCAUUUUGGAAACCACUAGAGAAAACCAACUGCACAAACAAGCAGGGUUUUCCCUGCGCAAGCAAUUGUGUGGUGCUGGUUGACAGAGGAUGUGGAAACAGUGUUUUACCAUUAGCAGAUACAUACCUAUGUGGUUCUUGAUAGCUUUCUGUACCUUAGGUAGAUGCCACUGCCUGUCUCUGUGUACCUUUUCAUAAAUACACACUCAGGUAUCUUCGUUGAUGUGCAGGACCAGUGGUCUGCUUCUCAGGUGUUUCCUGAGCCCAAAUGUAACCCUGUGUGCUUGCUGAUAGGGCCCAAUGUUAUCCACUUCCCUCUCCUCAGAGGUCCUUUCUCAGGGCUUGGGGUCUACAGAUUUGGGAGAGACCUGCCAGGGUGCAAGAGCUCAGAGGGAAAUGGGGCUGGUGGCCAGAGUUGGGAUCCUGAGGCACUAUCCUCCAAAGAGUAAGGUUUUGUCUGGCCAGACCAGGAAAGAGACCACUGUCAACCAGUUUGGGUCUCUCCAUAAAACAGAUCCCAUACUCAAAUUGGGUAAUUUGAGGAGAGUUGAAUAAAGGGGUUAUGGACAGAGUGACUGCAGAACCUCAUGGCUGGCACUGUGGUGGGCCGCUCCCACCCCUGGGCCUGAGUUGUAGCCAUCUUCCAGACAGGGUUAGGUGGUGGGGAUAUCUGAAGGCGCCAUGAUAUUUGCUCAAGGGAUACAGCCAGCUAUGGGGACCCUCCAGGGAGACAAACAUCCUGACCCUUCCUCUCUGCUCUGAGUUCUGGUUGGGAGCCAGAGGGCCAGGAAGCUUGGCAAUGUGGGUCUUGAAAGCAGACAGUGAAUCUGGACAUCAGCUGCCCUCCUUUCUGCUGCUCUGUCCCCUGACUGGGACCCUCGAGUUGGAUUAAUAUGGUUAGCAAGCAACUAUUUCUGAAGGUAGCAGGCUUCAAUUGUUAUAUCCUGUGAGCUACAUCAAUACAGUCCUCAGGGCAUCCCUACAAGGUGGGCCGUGGAAGCUCAGGGAGUGGAUCUGUAGCUCACAGAGGCCAAGGCAUUCUCUUGAGACCACACAGGAGGUAGCGGUGCCAGGAUUCUAGUCUCCUGUAGGAUCCCUUAACCACUGUAGAGGGUGUAACCACUGAGUUUGGACAUCCCUGUUCAGUCAGGAUCCACCUCUGAUGAGGUGAAUGUAACCAGAGCAGGGAGGGAGCUGGCUUUGAGAUGACAGGAUCCAAGUGUGAAUGAAGCUGGGACUUGGUUUUGCUUCUCUCUCUCUGGACUUGUACCCUAAGAUACUCUGUGUCAAGAGCCCUGGCUGUGGCAUUCUGGAUCCCACAUCAGAAGGGAAGGCUCUUCCACUAGAGGAAAGCUAGCAAAGACAUGGAUUGGCUUAGGCCAUCUCAUACCAGUUACCAUGACCCACCUGGGGUCACCUCUCCAUUGGUGGCAGCACUGGUAUCAGGGGAGGGAUGCUGAGAAGACAGGAACUAAUGGUCCCUGGGCCCACAGUAGCCACAACAGUGGAACCCAGCCAUGGUGUUGGCCCUAGUGGUGUCAGAACAAUCAGCUUCUGAGAAGAGGUCACUACCUCCUCCUGCCCCACACCUGUUAGGAUCCUGUUAUUUCGUGGUAAACUGGUUUGGCCCCAGCUUCUAAUAAUCAUUUAUUAAGUAGUAAUGUGUACAUGUGAGAGAUUCAAAUAGUAUGAAAAGCAUACAAUAAAAGUGAACUUGCCUCUGUCCGGCUCACCAGUGUCUGAUGCUGGCUUCCUGGGGCCAUCCAGCAGCUGCAGGCAUGGUGUGCUGGUUGGCAGCACAGCCAGUGGUUCCUAGGUUCAAGGCUCAGCACCCUGUCAGCUGUACCUCAGUUUCCCCUUGGCAAGCACUAUCCAAGUAGCUAUCCUUUGUUACCAGACCAGAAUAAAAGCAUUUAUGUAAGAUAUCUCCCCAUAUAAAUUUUGUAAUUUUAAAACAUUCAGGACCAGGAAUAUAGCUGAGCAGCCCAGCGCCUGCCUGUCAAGUCCAAGGGCCUGAGUUCAAUCCCUGGUACAAAAAUAAAAUUCGAAGCACAAAAUUUGAAAUAGGAAAUUGUAUAAUAUUAACUGAACACAUCACCCAGAAUUUACAAAUGCUGAUAUUUUGCGGUAUUAGUUUCAGAUCUAUUUUUAAGAAAGAAAUCCCUGUAGUUACUGCUUAAUCCCCUUCCCACCCCACCCUUUUAUUUUUAUUCAAGGAACAGCAUAGUAUUCAUACUUGCACCCUUUUUCUCUGCAACCUAAUAUAUCUGGAGCUUUUACCCCUUGGUCAUUGAGCUCUGCCCCUUUCUCCUAACAGCUGUUCUAUCUUCUCUUGCCUAGAGGCACUGCCCCCUCCUGCAGGCCUGAGAGUCAUCUCUCAUCCUGGGCUCUGACAGACACACUGUAUUUGAGGGCCCUUGAAUACGGCUUGUCCCUGUGUCCACUGGCAAGAGCACCGGUGACAGAAGGUGUUGACACAACUGCUGAAUUCAAGAGCAAGUGUGAUUUCAAUUUUGAUGCUAUUGUAAGUGACCUCUGGAAGUGGUUGUAUGAAAUAAUUAGAAAUCAAAGGAAGAAGAAAGAAAACAGAAGGGAGAGAGAAAGGGGAGGAAUGAAAAGGAGGGGAGGGAAAGAAAAUGAGAAGGGUAGCCAUGUGAGGUUUUGAGCACAUGCUCCUGCAGGCUGCUGUGGGCAAGAAGUAUGGUCUUGUUUGCAAAGCUGACCCAAUUCCAGAGGACAGGUGCUGCUUCUGGGCCCUGAAUUCAGCGUGGGGUUCCCUGGGGCCUGGAGAAGUUGUAGGGAGAAAGACUUGUGGCUUUGCUGGCUGCAGGCACACAUGCACAUGGCAUUAGCUGGCCGGCUGCAGGAUGGCCCAUCUCUGCUGAUGUGUCACUGGGUGCCAAGGACACUUGGUGUGCUUAAGGAGACCCCCAGCAGCCAGGGCCUGCUUUCUUCUCCCAGAGAGCACAGGACGUCAGGGAGCCAAGGGGGCUGGUGUACAACAUGCCAGUUACACUUCUCAGCAAAGCAAACAGCCAGAAGUUUUUUGUUUCUUUUUUUCCUCAGCAGUCAGAUCCCAAAUCAUUACUAGGCCAGAGGGAAGGCAGUCUCAGGUGGGAGGAGGGCAGGGGCAUCUGCACCUCAACACUGGAUCUGUUGGGAGCCAUAAUAAUGACCCAGCUGCCUCAAGGCCUGUCAGCACCUUGGGACCCUAAAAUGCACUUAGAGCCAGUGGGCUGAGAAUGCCCACCCAACUCCCUCAGCUCCUCCUGGAAGAUGGGGCUGUCGGCUAUGCAGCAGAUACCAGGGGGUUGUGUGCCCCUAGACCCCAAGGCAGCUUGCUGUCUUUCCAGCCUUGUCCAGUCCUGCCCCUGCCUCCACUUCCCCAGACACAUGCAGAGCUGAGAUUUACAGAGUGGGCACAAAUGGUUCAGCCACCAGCUUUAUUGACUCCUAAAAGCCAUGCCAGGGCCUCUUUCCAAGGCAUGAACCUUUAUCAUGUCCCAUGGUCACUCUGCUGGGGGCUCUGGUCUGGUUCUUGGUCUCAUCAUUCCCACAGCAGCAGACCUUCGAACCUAAGCCCUCUUCCCAGGACUGCUACGUCUGAGUGACUUUCCUGACAGCAGAGAGCCUCCUGGACCCUGCAUCUUCCUCCAGCAUGAGGAGGGACAUGAAGGCGAGGCCCUCUUCGAAGCAGAAGUCCUGCGGAGAAGCUGGCAGAGCCUGGCCUUGGUGCCCAUCCCCAGCUUGCUAGCGGUGUAGACAGCGCGCGCACACAUACACACACCUGCCUUCUCCCACAUAGUAGAACAGCCCUAGUACUAUUAACCCUCAAGCUUGGCAGAAACAAGAGGAUCCCUACUCAACCUCCAGGCAAGGCUUUGGCCCAGGCCAGCCUGUUGGCAGUAGAGGCAGGCAGAGCAGGAGGCUCACACAGGGACUCAUAUCCUGUGUGUACUGAGCUCAGAUCACCUGGGGAGAGGUUUUCAAAGAUGAGUACCUGGGUCCCACCUCUGAUGAUGCUGAUUCGCAGGUCUAGGGUGUGGCCUAGGUGUUGUGAUGUUUCAGGCUCCCGGGUGACAUCCUAUGCGUUUAGUCUGAGACUAAAGUCUUGAGUUUCCCCAGAUGAUCUCGGAGUGCCCUUUGAGGGACAUGCCUAACUUCAGGGUCUGUGGGAAUCUCUUAGGGUGCGGUGGGAUUGGGUGGGUCUAGGGUGAGGUUCAGGGACCGGUGCUUUUGAUGCACUCCCCACCCCCAGAAAAAGCUGCUGCACUUGGGCCCAGAGACUUCACACGGUCUGGGGACCCACGGGGCCUACACCUUGGCACAAGCAGGGUGGUGGCCCAGGAGCUGCCUCAAAGGAGGAUGAGCAUUAAUGUAGGGGAGGCAGACCCCUGCCCCUCCUGGAAUCCAAAUACUUCAUGGAUGUGGAGCAAGUGGCCAUGAUUGCCAGAGGACAGGACUGGAGGACUCGGUAACACCCCUCCUCCCUUACCCUAAAGCCAUGGGCCCCCAGGAGAGGCAGAUUUAGUGAGUCUGAGUGUCCUCCAGCUAGGGUGAUCUGAGUGACCCCUGGUGCCGGGACCACACAGUCACUGCCCUCCCAUGGCUGAAGAUCGAAACCUGCCACUAGGGGGAUAGGCACGAACUCUUGAAAACCUCCCUCCCCAGCCUUCAUGUGUCCUCAGGGCCCUGGACCAAGACCAGCCUUGGGAAGUGGGCUGAGAGCAGCCGCCAGUGGUCCUGCCUUGCUGCAGACCAGCUUGGCUCCAAGCUUGUGGGAUCCUGUGCUGCCACCACAAGGGGCUGCUGUGGGGUCACGUCUGAGGGCCCUUCCUCAGCUCCCCGUCAGCAAGGAGAGGUAUAUGAGGAGGGCAUUAGGGUCUUAGGAGAAGGACUAGGGUACAAGGUUCCUUAAAGAGCUGCCAGGACCUGAGAACAAGCCUGGAGAAAAGUCCAGGACACCCUGGCUGUCACUCAGACCUUAGGGUGACAAGCAGAGAAGGACCAAGGCCUUAAAGUCCCCACAGCAUAGAAAGAAUUAGCCCUUCCCCACCUGAACUCUGACUUCCACCUACACCACCAAAGCAACUUUUUUCUAGCUAUUUCUGAUGCCAGAAUUCUGGAUGCCUGCAUCAAAGCUGGAGGCUUGCUUUUCCUUUUCCAACAAGGCCUCGCUUCCCAGAGCUGCCCUAGCUGGUGCCCAGACAGAGAGGCAGCGGGAAGGUUGGAUCCCCGGUUCUGGGUUGUCUUUCUCCUGGCCUGCCAGGUCCCUGUGGGCAGGGGCUUCUGAGGCAGUGCUGUUUCCUUAGAGCAUGGCACAUGGUAGGUGGUUAAGAAGUGGAAGUAAGGGGAGGGAGGGAGGAGGGAGGGGAUGAAAGAGUUCACAAUCCUGGCUCCAUGCAUGGCAUCCUUCUGCCUGUGUGUUCUUGACUUUGGAGUUUUCCAAAGCAGGAACAUUUCAAAUAAAAAUUUGGGAAAGCAACACAACAUUGCCAAGUUUUAAUUUUGCUAAAUAAGGAUGUUAACAACUAAAAGAAGAAGAAGAAAAGGAUAGAAGGGGAAAAUCCUGUAGUCUUCAGUUAUUUAGAGCAUUUUUUUUAAAGUAAGGCCAUAAUUUAGCUUUAUUUAAAAGGAAAAUAUCUUCAUUGUGAUGAUCAGAUGUUCAUCGUGGUUUCCUCCCAUUGGAGAGAUAGGAGAACUAAGAUUUCGGUUGGGGGUAUGGUCCAGGUAGACACUUGUCCCGGAAGCUGGGCCCAGACCAGCUCACAGGCCUCUUCUGGCCUGUGGCCCCUGCUGCCUGCCAAAGACCAUCUGGGGAGGGGGCAUCCCCAGCCUCGACCAACAUGCCAGUCCAGUGGUGCCCUGUGCCUCGUCUCUUGGUGCACAACACAGGGCAAGUCCUGCCUAGAGCCACAGCCCCUGAGAAGCUGUGGGGUCUGGAACUCCAUCCCUCCUCACCCUUCCCACUCCGUGCCCAGCCUCUGGGAGUUGGCCCUCUGAAUGCCAGCACCAUACCUAGCAUUACCCACUGGGUAAUGUUUGACCCAUCAUGGUUUCAGUCAUUUUGAAUGAAUUGCCAAAAUCUGGAGGGUUCACCUAAAAAUCUAGAUUUGAGGCUUUUCGUAUAAAAAUCAGAAAAGGAGAUCACAUUUUCUGAUCAGGCUCACACUUCCACAGCAGCAAACUGCUGGAGCUGAGGAAUGCCUGCCCCUUCGGAUGGCGCACACCCCUUCCACCUGUCCCUGUGCCUGCCUGGCCUCGAAGCCCGUGACCCUGGCCUCCCUCACCCCCUUACCCUGGGAGUCAGCCAUGCCAGUUAAAAAUGGCCUAAUGAGGGAGACUCAUCCAGGAGAAGGGCUAAUGGGAGUUGCAGGCAUAGGAGGCCUGUGGGGGCAGCCCGGAGACCCUCACUCACAGCAUAUCCCCCCUUCUGCCCGUACACUCUGCAAAGUGCCAAAGUGGGUAGACUGAGCUCUAGCUCCAAAGAUCAGCUGGUUCCCUCUGGCUUUGCAGUGGCCUCACCUAUCAGCCUCAGUUUGCUUCUCUGUGAAAUGGGCCUAUGGAGGCCUGUGUGGCUUCAGCAAGGCAGUAAAUGUGAGAGGACCAUCUUACACUUGGAGCUCUGAAUGAAAGACACCACCCAGCUCUCCUGGAGUGGGGAGCAGAAAGGUUGCCAAUCUGGAGGGAUUCAGCAGGGGACCCAGCACUGCCCUGUCCAGCCCAGGCACUGACUGUAGCUCCUGCAGACACAAGAGGAUGUGCUGUAAAUUCUCUGGACCUGCCAUGUCAGAUCUGGAUGAGUGGAUAGAUCUUCAGGAGCCAGGAGCCAGACCAUAGCAUGCAGGCUUGGGCCUCGAUUAGAGUGGGCAGAAUGGCCCAUUGUUGACAGCAGGGACUUUCAACCCUAGUUUUGCUAUUUACCAGCUGUGUGCCAUUGGAUCCGGGGCCUGACUUCUCUGUGCCUUGGUUUCCUUCUCUGCAACACAGCUAAUCAGUGUGCCCACUUCACAGAGCUGUUGUGAGGAUUGGAUUAAAUGUGCAUGGAGCAUUCAGCACAUAGUAGGCUGUCAAUCAGUGGCAUCGUGUCAGAGGCAGUGGGACUGUGCCUCCGAGGGCAUUGAGGAAGGAGAUGUUCUCCCAAAUCAUGGAAGGUGCCUUCCCCCACCCUGGCUUCAGAGCCCCCAGUGAGGCAGCUGCCCCACAUACGCCCUCUCUGCCACAUGCUCAGGGCCACUCCAUCUGACUCGUUGCUCUUCCCUCCCAAGCUCCAUGGGGUCACUUCAUUCCUUCCAGACCAGAUUGGCAGUGUGGACUUGACAAGGUCCUGUCUUCUUCUGGGCCCUCAAUACCGCAUUUGCACAGGACACUGUCCCCAGGUCUGAAUAUGCCCCCCGUGAGUGACUGCUCUGGGGGAGUGGUAGGGGCUGCAGCCUAGAAGCCUUUGGGGGAGGGGAGUCCCUUGGAACCAUCGUUGGCGGCCCCUCAUCUGGGACUGUCUUUGCUCUCAGGGACUCUCGCCCAAACCUGAGCCCCAGGAUGCUGAGGAGUCUAAAUCACGGAGCCCCCCCACUUAUGGAGCACCUGCUGUGUGCUCAACCAGUGUCCCUGGUGUCUUCAGAACAGUGCUGUGAGGAAACCAACAAGGAAGCUGAGUUACAGUCCAGACAAGCAACUUACCAAACCCAUGUUUAAUACACGGUAGGGCUAAACAUAAGUGUGACACCUGUCCAAGGGACAAGCCAUUAGUCACUGGACCCAGGCUUCCAGGAGCCAACAGGCAUUGACAAAGACCAACCAAAGCCAGUCUUGCUCCCUGGGCCACCAAGUCCGGGACAAUGUGAGGGAGUGGAGCCCUGGGAGUAAGGGAUACUGGCCUGGCUGAGGCCCAGGUUCUCGUGGUGCCCACUGGUCCCUGGCACUCCCAGUGCUGGCCAUGUUUGUGACUACAUCUGUGCUUAUCUAUCCCAGUGGUUAUGUCACUAAUUUUGCCUUGAACACUGAAUUCAUCAGCAAGCACUGAGCCCUGCUCCCAGGGGAGAUUCAGGGUGACAUUCUUGCCAGCCUCUUGUCUCAACCUUGACAUUGGCCAAUGGAUGCAGACCCCUGUUUUGUGUGUCACUGUUUAAAGUCACCUUCUUCAAUGGCUAUUGUUCCAUUCACCUUGAAUUCGGCCAACAGCACUGUCCCACAAGCCCAAAUGAAGUGUAUGGAACCCAUGUAGUUUCUCUUUCAGGCACAUCACAGCUUCUUGUGCUUGGGGACACCAGAGGGCACUUUCACACGAGGCAGCAAAAUCACUAGCACAAAGCACAGUGGCACUAAAUAGACCGUGAAAAGGACAUUUGUUUGCUAGAGGAGAGCUGGAACAAGAAGGCUGAGCAUGGCCUUGUUCAACCUCAUCUGGGAACGUGCAGCCUGGCAGCUCAAAAUUCCUGCUGCUCUGCACGGGUCCGUGAACAACCACAGAAACACCACAAAUCUUGAUUUCAGAGUUACAGAUAAAUUUGAGUGUGUAGGUGAAUUCACAAGCACAGCCCCUGCGAAUAGUGAGCAUCCAUGUUCAGCCAUGUUGCUGCCUGACGAUCCACUUUCCCCAGGCACUGUCUUGUCCACCAUGGGCCCAGGGAAGGAGGUGCUUGUGAGAUGCCUGCUGAGCAGCUGAAGCAUACACACUCCUGGCUCCCUGAGUGUGGCCCACAGCCAGACCCAGCAUGUGGCCUGCUGUCACACACAAGGCAUCUUUGGUGGCUGGGUUUGUAAACACAGAUGGGCACCGGAGCAUCUUUCCCAUGGGAUCCUGGUGCUCAGGCACAUGAACAAAUUGAUUCUGCCAGCAGACAGGGACAGCAGCAUUUGCACAGGCGGAGAACUGGGACUUGGCUGGGACAUUCGGGGCUGGGGUACUUGAAAGAAAGGGGUAACGCUGUGCUCUGAGCACAGUCCAGGUGCAGGGGUCCUUGUGACCUCGGGUGGCUCAGGUUCCCUGGCCAGAUCCUCUCCAGAUGGAGUGGGGGCCCCUGGCCAUCUUAGCCAAGGUCACCUGAUUCCACUUCCUCUGACUGUCCUCAAAAACAGCAUCUGAUUGUGAUUUGGUCUAGAAACUGGCCAAAAUAUUUCACUGUGACCUUUCUUUCUUCCCUCCCUUCCUCUCUCCCUCCCUCUCUUCCUCCAACCCUCCUUCCUUUGUUUCCUUCCUUUUUUCCUUCUGGAGAAAGAAUUUGACAUUGGAUUAUCUUGCUGUGCAGUUACAUUGUAGCAAGGCAGUCUCUGGGGUGUGAUUACCCUUCCCAUACAAGGAACUUUAGGCAAGAUUUGGACAAAGCAAAGAAUGGCCCAAGUUUGGCCCUCGCUGCUCAGAGGGGUCAGCCCUGGCCUUGCUGACCUUUCCUAGGUCGACACCCAUCCCAGCCUCUUAUCUCCAGGAUCCUCUGUCCACCGAUACUUUCAAGUAUUUAGUGACCAACUACUAUCCGUCAGCAGCCAUGCUCAGCACUAAGCCAAGCAGACAUCAUCUCUAUGUACUUCUGUGGAGCUUGCAGGCUAGUGGGGUAACAUCUCUCACACAGAGGUGACAGUGUUACACAUGGUGAUAACUUCUGGGAGAUUCAAGAGGGAACAGAGGGGAUGUGAUUGGGGUUAGGGGCAGGAAGGGAACUCUCCAAGAUGUACGUGGAAGGUUGAGGAGUUGGUCAGAUGGAAAGAUAGAGGGGGUAGCUCGUGCAAAGGCCCUGAGGUGGCAGGGGGUGGACUUGGGAAGAACUGAAAGAAGCCAGCAUGGCUGAGCACAGGCGGCAAGGAAGAUGCACCAGGUGGGCAGGGCCUGCAGGGUACAGGGGACAUCACCCUAAAAGACACCAAAAAGUUGGAAAAGCAGCAAGGGGACAACAAGAUGUGACAAUCUGGCCUUGGCAUGGAGAGGAAUUGGAGACAGCGGCCUGGAGAGGGGAUUCUUAUUGUAGGAUACAGUGGCAACUCAACCAAUAGAAGUUGUUGGUGACCUGUGUCCCCUUGAAAGCCUUUAGGAGCCACUUAUUUGUCCACACCUGGGGUCAGCACUCCCUUCCUUGCUGUUGAGCAGCAUUUCUCAAGCGAUGAAGGAAGAAAAAGGAAUGUGGGAAAGAGAGAGGGCAGGGAUGGGAGAGCCAGGGAGGGAGACGCCUCUGUCUGGCUCUGGUAAUUGCUGAACUGGUGCUCAGAGACAGAGCAGGAGCAGCUGACUUACGUCCCUCUGCUGGGAGAGGGGAAAGAAGGGAGGCAUGAUAUUGACUUAAACGUGGGGGAUUUAAAAGGUCCCUAUGUUCCCACUUUGUGUAGUGCUUCUCACAGACAGCGCGGGACCUUUGAAGUCGGCCUGGCUCAGUGGGGAGCGGGCUUCUGCAGAGACAAGAUGCUAAUGGGGGCGGGGUACUGGGGCCAGGGGGCGGCCGAAACGCUAUUAGGCAUGCUCUAGCAAAAAGAAAGGCAAAUCCAAUGAUAAUGUACAUCUGUUUCAGGGAAUUUAUAAGCUUUGAACAUUUUUUAUGGGCAGAUAAGUGGGCCUUUUUUUUACCAUAACUUAGAACUUCAAAGCUGAGUGUGUGGAUAAUGCAAAUUGCUGAAAUAUGAGAUUUUCCCUACAAAGAGGUUUCCAAAAAAGACGAAGAGGAAAACGGAUGGGGGAGGGAGAACGAAGGCUAAUUGAUGCCACAGUCCUUUAUGUACAUGGCAAAAACAGGACAGAAAUUGAUUUUUAUGAAACAAGAAAUUGAUGGGAGAGACACGAGAGGAGGAGGAGGAGGAAGAGGCCAGGUGGCAGGUGUGUGGGCUGUGACUGACCCAGCCGGUGGGGCAGCCCACUGAUCUGCGCUAGGUGCUCAGGGAAGGCCUGGAAGGAGACGGUGAGCAGUUUGGAUAGCCUCCUGGAAACCCAUGGGGAACCACUGAUGCAUUGGGCAGGUGUCAUAAUAACCAGGAGAACAUUAAAGAGGGCGGUGGAGUUGCAGACACCUGGGAGCACUCGAGCAAGGCCCAGCCUCCACCUCUCCCUACCCCUGGGGGAUUUCCACACCUGCCUGGACCCUAGCUCUCAGUUGUGUGACACCUGCCCCCAUGGAGACCUCCUUUUACUCUCUUCUGUAACCAUCCACUCCUGGGCCCCACUGUAAACUGCCUUGGAGGCCAUAAAAUCUGCAUCUCCCUCUGUCCUUCUCACAGUGUCUUGGGUCUUCCCAAAUCAUCAGUUCCUUGGUACCCUAACCCCGCCUUCCCUCACCUCCCUUUCCUGCCAGUGCGCUGCCAUCUCCUGGUCUGGAUUGGCACUCUCUGCCUAACACCUCCAUUUCCAUCGCCUCUGCCUUUCUCCCCACCCACCGGAAAGAGGUAGAGCUCUGGGGUCAGAUGGACAAUUGUCCUUAUUAAGUUGUCAUUGACUUUUUGGUCCCUAAAUCCAUGGGACACAUCAUCAGCCACUUGUCUUGGUUUCUUGGGCAUUUCCCAUGAUGUUGACUACCCCCUACCUGUUAGAAUCCCUGUGCCUGUGAACUCUGUGCACAGGAUGCUGGUUGCUAGUCGGGAUCUGUUCUCUCUUUCCUCCUUGGUAACAGAAACUUUGGAUUCAAAUUCAAGAAUAAAGACUGCACUUCUGAGACACUUGCAGCUAAAUUUUACAGCUAAAUUCUAAUCAUGUGUCUGGUAAGUUUCAUGUGGCAGGCAGCUCCUGGGAAUCUUCCUUAAAGAUAGCUUAUUUAGGCCCGGGAUUUAGCUCAGUGGUUCUGUCGUCUGCUUCACAAGCGCAAGGUCCAAAGUUUGAUCCCUGGUACCAAAAAAAAAAAAAAAAGAUAGCUUAUUUGUAGCUGGGCACCAAGGCACAUGUCUGUAAUCCCAGCACUUGGGUAGCCUAAGCAGGAGGACUGCAGGUUUGAACCCAGACUGGACAACUCAAUGGCUUAGUGAAACCCUGUCUCAAAAUAAGUAAAAAGAUCUGGGAAUGUCACUCAAUGCAGAGGUCCUGGGUUCAAGCUCCAGCACCAGAAAAGAAAAAAGAUAUACUUGUUAUCUCUUUUAUUCUGUGUCCCUUCUUCCAUUUUGUUGCACGGAAAGGAGAUUGUAAUAGGUGGAAUUCUAGCCACCAUUUUGGACCGGGAGAACAAAGACAAUACCCUAGAGAUGGUGGAGUGGCUGGAAGAAGCCUGUGUCUCUGAGGACGUAGAGAAGCGCGACCUCUGUUCUGGGCUUGGACACCCACAUUUAGAUUACAGUCGUACCUUGAUACUUUUCUGGUUUGAAACCCAUUGGAUUUGGUACUCAUGCAUUUGGAUGUGAACAUUUUGUCCCUGUACUGGUCAUUUGUUUGGUAUUUGAUGUACAAGCUAGAACUUGUCAGUGUCGAUUGCCUUGUGAUUCAUGGUUUGCUACCUUUUCCAGCCAAAGCAAUUCGUUUGGUACUUGUUUUUGGUACUUGGUGCAUCUCCCAGAACCAAUUAACAGUGAGUACCAAGGUGCCACUGUCUUCUAUGAGGAAGAAAUCAUUUCUUGCUUGUUUGCACCACUCUUGCUUACAGCCAAACCAGAUCCAAAGUGAAACUGCUUUUCUGUUAGAUUCCUGCAGCCUCUCAUGCCCUCUUUGGCAGUCACCUCUGCCUAGUUCUCCUUUUAAGAUGGCAUCACACAUGGCAACACAGGACCUCUCAGUGAUAUUUUUGCAACUUCCUAUGAAUCUAUAAUUAUUUCAAAAUAAAAAAUGUAAAAAUAGA
Messenger RNA from Heterocephalus glaber (naked mole-rat), 14946 nucleotides. It is a transcript of the gene Nkd1, whose product is annotated as NKD inhibitor of Wnt signaling pathway 1. Gene Ontology annotation, biological process: negative regulation of Wnt signaling pathway. The record is from RefSeq and is a predicted model, not a curated record. Gene Ontology annotation, cellular component: cytoplasm. Lineage: Eukaryota; Metazoa; Chordata; Mammalia; Rodentia; Bathyergidae. Gene Ontology annotation, molecular function: calcium ion binding.